UGUUUACAAGUAGUAGUGCAGCAAUGAGUGAUGUUUAAAAAUGCCUCGUGACAUUGCAGGGGACUACUGGAGCCGGCUGUUGACGGUGAUCUUCACCUCGUACCUGCAGUUCCUGAUAUGGGCCCUGCCGAUGGCUGGUCUCGCCUCGUUUGCCAGAGAUUGGGCGCCAUCGCCUGACUUCUGGCAGGAAAAAUGGACGUCGGUGCUGGACGCGUUUGGCCACAACCAGCGCGUGCUGUUCGGCAUGAUGCCGUCGGUGGUGUCCGGCGUCGUCUACUGGACGGUCAGCGGCCUCUUUAUGCUGAUCGAUUUCUCAGGCUUGCUGGCGGCGUACAAAGUGCAGCCGGGCACCAACCAGCCGCCCAGCGCGCCCAGACUGAGCAACGCCGCCAGGGUGGUUUUCGUCAACCAAAUCGUCGGGUUCGUCUUCGGUAUCGUGGCAUUCGAGUUCGGACGCUGGCUCAACGGAAAGGAGGUAGACCCUGAGAUCGUCGCAGUCCUGCCCUCCAUCUCCACCAUGCUGCAGCAUCUUAUGCUCACCUUCGCUUUCAGGGAAAUCUUUUUCUACUACAGCCACAGGUUGUUGCACCACCGUCUAUUUUACAAGCGGUUCCACAAGCAACACCACGAGUGGACGGCGCCAAUCGCGCUGAUCGCGGCCUACUGCCACCCCCUGGAGCACAUUGUGUCCAACGUGCUGCCGGUGGCGAUCGGUCCAGUGGUGCUCAAGUCGCACCCGCUCAUCAGCUGGUCGUGGUUCGUCCUGGUCACCUGCUGGACGCUGACCGUACACUCGGGCUACCACCUGCCGCUCGCGCCCUGCCCUGAGUUCCACGAUUUCCACCACCAGAUGAGCAAUCAAAACUACGGAGUGGUGGGAAUUCUGGACGCCCUCCAUAAAACCGACCUGCAGUGGAGAAACACGCAGUCUUUUGACAGGAGUUUCAUACUUUUCGGCCUGAGACCGUCUCGACAAGUGCUUGACAGGACCCGCAUCAAGAAGCAGUGAAAAUUCCUAAGCACAAAAUAAUUUAUACUUUUCUACGCAACGCAUACUCCUCGUAAUAAUAAUAAUAAGGUAUUUUAGCAAAAGCAAUAAAAAGAACAUUGGUUUCUUACCUUGCUAAUGGACUUAAAUCUUAAAUGUAAUCUGGAAUAUAUUUUUAAUAAAAAAAAGGACAGUU
Molecule: messenger RNA, 1184 nt
Organism: Cloeon dipterum
Lineage: Eukaryota; Metazoa; Arthropoda; Insecta; Ephemeroptera; Baetidae
Product: fatty acid hydroxylase domain-containing protein 2-like
Exons: 4
Coding region: 41-1009 (322 amino acids)
Biological process (GO): sterol biosynthetic process
Cellular component (GO): endoplasmic reticulum membrane
Molecular function (GO): iron ion binding; C-4 methylsterol oxidase activity
Source: RefSeq, a predicted model, not a curated record